Messenger RNA from Callorhinchus milii (elephant shark), 4305 nucleotides. RefSeq names its product acylaminoacyl-peptide hydrolase (gene apeh1). Gene Ontology annotation, biological process: proteolysis. The transcript has 22 exons. NCBI's taxonomy places the organism in Eukaryota, Metazoa, Chordata, Chondrichthyes, Chimaeriformes, Callorhinchidae. The coding region runs from base 81 to 2285 and encodes 734 amino acids. Gene Ontology annotation, molecular function: serine-type endopeptidase activity. The record is from RefSeq and is a predicted model, not a curated record.
GAGUUCCCCCCCUCCCGGGGAGUGAGGGGUGUGAGUGAGUGACGAGUGAGUGGUACAGUCGGCGCGGGGUGACGGUAACCAUGGCGGCGCCGGGCUCCGAGGUGCUGACUGAUUCCGAGGAUAUUGCUGGGAUCUACAGAGAAUUGAGCAGGUUCCCAUUCCUGGCCAAAGCGUGCAUUGGACCCGAGGUCAUUUCCCAGUAUGGUGGGAAAUACUGCAAUAUCCACACAGAAUGGACGCAGAGGGACCUGGAGCGAGUCGAGCGGGUGAAUUUCUGUCGGCAGUACAUCAUAUUCUACGAUGAAAAUUCCAUUGUGUACACCGGCCCUUCAGGAAACUGCACUGAGCUACAGAGCGAGUUGUUGAGCAGAGAGUCGCCAUCUGGUUCUUUAAGGGCUGUUCUACGGGAGCAUACCAACAAGAAGGGAGAGGAAAAGCAGUUUCUGGAGAUCUGGAACAGAAACUCAAAGGAGAAGAGCAUAGACCUGACUAGCCUUGACAAACAUGGCAAGGUGUAUGAAGAUGGUCAGUUCGGCUGCCUUGUGUGGUCUCACUCCGAGUCUCACAUUCUCUACAUCGCUGAAAAGAAAAGACCGAAAACGGAAUCGUUCUUCCAGAGCAAAUCCGAGUUGCGUGUGAACGACGAGGACGAAGACUGCGUCAAACAGACUGCGGAGAGAAGGGAGAAACCGUUGAAGGGCGAUCAGUUUGUGUAUUGGGAGGAUUGGGGAGAAGCCUUGGUGAACAAGAGCAUCCCUGUCCUGUGUGUCCUGGACAUUGAGAGUAACAAUAUCUCUGUAUUGGAGGGGAUACCUGAACACACAUCACCUGGGCAGGCAUUUUGGGCCCCUAAUGACACUGGUAUUGUGUUUGUCGGCUGGGGACAUGAGACACAGCGUCUGGGCCUUGUUUUCUGCACCAACAGAAAGUCUGGUCUGUACUAUGUGGAUCUGACAAGUGGUAACUGUGUGGGGCUAACCUCCCAAGCCAAUGCAGUCGUGUCUCCUCGGCUCAGUCCUGACAAGUGUCGGAUUGUCUACCUUGAAAGAGAAGCAGGUGGACCCCACCACCAGUGCUGUAGACUCCGCAUGUACGACUGGUACACGAAAAUAACCUCCACUGUGGUGGACAUAGUCAAUCGACCGACUGAAGAUGGAUUUACUGGCAUUUACUCUGGGAGUUUGGCUCAGAACUGCUGGACGAUGAACAGCCAGCGUCUACUCAUCGACACGCAACAGAACAGCAGAAAGGAUCUCUUUGUAAUAGAUAUUGCGACAGGAUCCAUCACAUCGCUCACCAGCAGUUCUGAGAUUGGGAGCUGGACCCUGCUGGACAUUCAACGCGACAUAAUGGUAGUCAGUUGUUCAGCACCUAACUGCCCCCCAUGUCUGAAAGUAGGCAUCCUUCCAGCUGCAGGAAGCGAGCAAGAGGUUACCUGGGUAGCAUUAGAUGAAGCCGAACGUUUACCUGACAUAGAGUGGCAGAUCCUAACUUUCACACCUCCGUGUGGACAGGAACAUCCUAAGUUCCCUGCCAUGGAUUUUGAAGUUGUUCUGUUAACACCAGAGAAGGGGAAGGAAGGCUCCCUCCCUCCACUUGUUGUCUCUCCACACGGUGGACCACACUCAGUAUUCACAGCAGAAUGGAUGCUCUAUCCCAUUGCUCUCUGCAAGCUAGGAUUUGCUGUGUUGCUGGUGAACUACAGAGGCUCAAGUGGGUUUGGGCAGGACAACAUUUACUCACUGCUUGGCAGGAUAGGAAGCCAAGAUGUGAAGGAUGUGCAGUAUUCAGUGGAGCAGGUGUUGAAAAUGAAAUUGGCCGAUCCUUCGAAGGUCUUUGUAACUGGAGGCUCACACGGAGGUUUUCUUGCCAGCCACUUGGUGGGACAGUAUCCUAAUUUCUACAAGGCCUGUGCCACGCUCAACCCAGUCAUUAACAUUGUCUCCAUGUUGGCAACCACAGAUAUUCCAGACUGGUGUACAGUUGAAGCUGGCUUUAAUUAUACAGUUGGUCAGAUUCCUACCCCUCCUAUCUUAGAGGCAAUGUUGAAAAAAUCACCAAUUUCACACGCCUCUCAGAUAAAAACACCACUUUUAAUCCUGUUGGGUGAGAAGGAUAAGAGGGUUCCUCCCUCCCAGGGUCUCGAGCUCUAUCGAACAGUGAAGGCCAGGGGCGGUGUUGUACGGUUAUUGUGGUAUCCUGAAAACAACCACCAUAUUUCCAAAGUUGACGCUGAGGCCGAUGUAUUCAUGAAUAUCGCUCUCUGGUUUGUUAACCGUCUCUAAUCUUAACGCCCACUUCCCUUCAUGCUCUCUCCCCCCCCACCACCACCCCCCACAAUCACCACCAUGUGAUUCAAGACAAAUUAUUGUUGUGAAAAUACGGUACAAGCAGCAGUCAGGAGUCGGUCAGAGCAGAGAGCAAAAUGGACGGUCUCGCAGCUAAGAUACCCAACAGUCCCCGUGUUUCUCUAUCCUAGAAUCGUAUGUUUCAUGUCAGGCAUUUGUAGCCCACAGCUUAAGGCCACAGUUUGAGACCAUUUUCAGACUGAAUCAGUUCGUUAUAAUUUUACAUGAACCGCACAUCAUUUAAUGGACGUAAAACUUUAAUCACCAGCUUUGUUUAAAGGCAACAUCAAUCAAACCGUAUAUUUUCCAAGAUCUGAAGGACAACCUUGUUCUGACGACCCUCGCUGGAAUGCGGGUUUACUUUUCCGACCUGACCUGAAAGUCAAAAUCAAACAUAAGUAAAAUCUCAUCAUGGCCAAAAAAAUAUCCUGGUGGUCAAGUCAUUACUUCGUAUGUGCUGUGUGCAUUCAUCAAAAGCGCUGUCAAUGUCACUCCUCACGAAGUAAAUACUUGUGGUGUUUUCUGAACAAAAUACACAACUGUGCAACGUGCAGAAAAGUGAUGUCAGCUGUGAUCUGAUAACCAGGAGUCUGCCGUGCCUCUUAUAACGUGGGGGGGGUGAGACAUGGACCAAGGCAACCACUGUAUAGAGAUGUUUCCCUGUAUAUUCCAGACUCGGUUUCGCGCUGUUCGAAACGUUGGCAUUUUUUUGUUCUUUCAAACACAGAUUAGUUUUCCGUUAGGAAACAGCGUUAUGGGAUAUAGGACAUAGGUAGUUUGGGACAUAUGUGCAUGUGACCGCCAGGAAGUUGGAAGGCAAACUAGAUGGACCUUGGUCGUCUAGCAUUUCUUAUGUUCUUAUUUUUCUGCUCUCUGGGAUUACAAAAGGCCCCAUCAUGAGUAUCACAGGACGAAGAGAGCCUCAGAAAUUGUGCCUUUCCUUCCCUUUUUUAACUGGUGAUGGGAAGAAAUAGUUUGACCUGUGGAUGUAUAUUUUUUAAACAGGUCACUGAUAUUACAUAAAAAAUUGCAUGUCUUAAUUUCCUUACAGGCUAAAAAUGAUAAGUGCAACCCAUGUAGUGGCAUAGCCAUUUGCUCAUAAUUUUUUUAACCAACAGCAAGGAAUAAGGAAAUAAUUCAAGGCUGUAAUCUCCAGAUUCAGGCAAUCUUUAGUAAUCCUCUCCAGUUUUGCUGUUGUGGCUCAUAAUCCCACUGAAACUCCUUGACAGGAAUAAAGUCGGGUUCUUCCUGCAAUUAUUACGUGAAAGUGAAUGCCAAUACUGGCAAUCUUCAUCUGCCGUGUGACAGUAUAUCUAUACUGACAUUGUCUGCGCCCCCACCCACUCACCCAUCCAUCCAGACUAAUUGCUAUCUCAUUCAUUGCCAAUAAAGACUUGACCUGUGCAGGUAAACUUCCCCACUUCCAAAAUCAAAUCUAGUGAAAAGCUGAUGGGAAUUGUGUCUUUUUCGACCUUUGCAAUGACCCAUCACUGUUAAAAACCUAUAGAUUUGUUUGUAAAUUUUGCUGUUACGUACGGCAGUUUUACACACUGUUCAAGUCGAGCUCACCGUUCUUCCUGGUGCAACCCUCAAUUCUAAUGAAGUAUUUUUCCAGAUCAGUUUGCAGUGCUAAUCUCCCAUUCAGCAUUAAAAAAGAGGGCAGAAUCGACGUACCUACAUACCCCAGAAUAUCACUGAUCUGUUUUUUGUUAUUGUUUUAUUAAAACCGGGAUUACUGCACCUAAAUUCAGCUUUGUUUUGGUAACGGGCAUAAGAAUGAGCUGACACAUUGGUAUAAAUGAAUCCACCUUAAGGCUAAAACAAAGACUACGUCUNAAAAAAAAUCUUUCACGAAAUCUCAGCUGACAUUUAAUUUAAAACCUCUCUUUGUACAAAUCUGAUUCACGAUUAUAACUGAUUGUAUGGCCACCGAAUAAAAUCAAAAUUAUGUAUCUUA